Symsagittifera roscoffensis is the source of this 858-nucleotide messenger RNA. RefSeq lists its product as uncharacterized. The transcript is spliced from 5 exons. The record is from RefSeq and is a predicted model, not a curated record. Lineage: Eukaryota; Metazoa; Xenacoelomorpha; Acoela; Convolutidae. Gene Ontology annotation, biological process: response to reactive oxygen species; lipid metabolic process. Gene Ontology annotation, cellular component: cytoplasm. Bases 27 to 704 code for a protein of 225 amino acids.
UUCAACUUUACAAUAUAACAAAUUUCAUGAACUUCAACAAUUACAGUAUCGAAUUCAAUCAUAUUGUCAUAAAAGCAGCAUACACUUCCAAAUCAAUGAGUAAUCGACUGUUUUUUUUAACUUUAUUAAGUCUUUUCGCAGACCAAUCAGGGUGUAAUGUAACAUUCGGCUACUGUCCUCGUGUCGUCCCGACUCUUGUAGACGAAGAGACACUCGGUGGAAGGUGGUUUGAGAUCGAAGUAGCUAAUAUGGUAAAAGGAGGCAGAAAAAUGACUUGCUCUUUUGUCGAUUUUGACAUCAGCAACAUUGGAUUUGGAAUGCGACUGCGAAUGAACAGAUCUCAAAUCUUCCCAUCAUCUGCAGUUCGGAGUACAGUCAUCAACGGUCUCCAGAUUCCCUCUCUUUCCCAGUCCCCCCACGGGGCAUUUGUAGUGGAGUAUCCGGGUGACAAAGUUCCAUAUGAAGACAGUCCAAACUUCCACGUUCUUCACCUGGACGAGGAAUCUUGCCUGUUGUACUACUGCAACUACAACUACUUCCUGACCUCCAACUUUGCCUGGAUACUAGCCAGAAAUAGGACCCUGGAUCACGACAAGGUAACACUACUGAAACGAAAACUGGAGUUCAACCAGGCGCAAGUGGGACACUUCAGUCGCGUAAGACAAAAAGACUGCGAGGAGAAAUUUAGUGAAAAAGAUAUCUAAUUUUAUCCGUGAAAACAGAUUGGCAGAUUUAAUUUCUAGAAAAAAUGAAAUAUUUUAUAUUUAUAUAUUGGGUAAAGUCGUUAUAUAUGAGAACUCUUGGUGAUAUAGCUGUUCAAAAUUUAAAAAACUUAACUUUAGAGUUGUCCAAAGUGAA